AUGGAGUCGUCGACGAAGCGGAGGAAGCUGAAUUCAACGGAAAAGAAAGCUAGCAAAAAGGCAAAGCAUACUGUAUCGGAGGAGAAGGAACACCGAGUCUCGCCGGAGCACCCUCGGAAACGUGCUGCAUCCGAAAUUUCAGACGAUGAUGAAGUGCCCGAGCGAGAUGUCGAGAGUGCGGCCGCAAGUACAGUAAAGGACGGCGAUGAAGCGGCGGAGAAGACUUUUGCGGAUCUCGGUGUCAGAGAAGAGCUGUGCGAUGCAUGCGACAGUCUCAAUUUCAAGAGACCGACUGCUAUCCAGAGAGAGGCGAUACCCAUAGCGCUUGAAGGGAAAGACAUCAUAGGGCUUGCAGAGACCGGAAGUGGAAAGACUGCUGCUUUCGCGCUCCCCAUCUUACAAGCGCUACUGGACAAGCCUCAGCCAUUGUUCGGACUCAUUCUGGCACCGACUCGAGAGCUCGCAUACCAAAUAUCGCAGCAGUUCGAGGCGCUGGGCAGCUUGAUCAGUGUACGAUGUGCGGUAAUUGUGGGAGGUAUGGAUAUGGUGCCGCAGGCUGUGGCAUUGGCAAAGAAGCCUCAUAUUGUGGUUGCGACUCCUGGACGACUUCUCGACCAUAUGGAGAAUACUAAAGGAUUCUCCGUCAAGCACUUCAAAUAUCUGGUCAUGGACGAGGCGGAUCGACUAUUGGACCUGGAUUUCGGACCGAUACUUGACAAGAUUCUGCAAGAGUUGAAUCGUGAUCGAAGGACAAUGCUUUUCAGUGCGACCAUGAGCACGAAGCUGAAUAGCUUGACGCGAGCUGCUUUGCAGAACCCAGUACGAGUGAGCAUAUCUGAAAGCUCAUAUCAGACUGUCAAGAACCUCAUGCAACGCUACAUGUUCAUCCCUCACAAGUACAAGGAUAUCUACCUGGUGUACCUGUUGGACGAAUUCGCAGGAAAGACCUGCAUCAUCUUUACUCGGACGAUCCAUGAAACUCAGCGGAUCGCAUACGUCUUGCGAGCACUAGGUCGAUCUGCCAUUCCUCUUCACGGUCAAAUGAAUCAGAGCGCUCGUCUCGGAGCACUCAACAAGUUCAGAGGAGGGUCUCGGGACAUUCUCGUCGCAACAGAUGUGGCCGCCCGAGGUCUUGACAUACCAUCUGUGGAUCUGGUCUUGAACUUCGAUUUGCCGCCGGACAGUAAGACUUAUGUGCAUCGAGUGGGACGGACAGCUCGUGCAGGUAAAUCUGGAGUAGCGAUCUCGAUCGUGACACAAUACGACAUUGAAAUCUACCAACGUAUCGAGAAAGCGCUCGGCAAGAAGCUUGAGGAGCAUGCCACCGAGCGCGAAGAGGUUAUGGUGUUCGCGCCUCGAGUUGCGGAGGCGCAGCGAGUAGCCAUAACUGAGCUGAAGAAUGACGCCGAUAAGAAGGGCGGCAAGAAGGGCAGUGGGAUUGGAGGCGGCAGAGGUAAGAAGGGCAAGCGAGAUGAUAUGGACGUUGAUGAGGGUUGA
Messenger RNA from Pseudocercospora fijiensis CIRAD86, 1497 nucleotides. RefSeq lists its product as uncharacterized. Lineage: Eukaryota; Fungi; Ascomycota; Dothideomycetes; Mycosphaerellales; Mycosphaerellaceae. Bases 1 to 1497 code for a protein of 498 amino acids. The record is from RefSeq and is a predicted model, not a curated record. The transcript has a single exon. Gene Ontology annotation, molecular function: nucleic acid binding; ATP binding; RNA helicase activity.